AUGCCCUUGCACUCUCUCUCACAAGAAAAACAGACAGCUUCUGUAAUCCGUCGUCCUUCCUUUCAUUCCAUCCCAAAAUUUUGCUCAUUUCAAAAACACCACACUACUCCCAUCCUUCUUUUUCAAAUGCACAUAAACCACCACCUGUAUCUGUAACAUCGCCUCCUCAAUCAACCCUUAUAUUCUCUAACAAACAAAACCUAAAUUCUUUGAUCCCCCACCCCAACUCCUCCUAAUCUUUUAACAUUCGCAAAUAAACCCCUCUCUCUCUCUCCUCCACACUCUACUCUCUCUCUCUCUCCCUCGCCCCACCCUUUAAUUAACUUCUCAUAUUUAUUAUUGAUUAGACGACACCUCAACAACCAUUCUUCCGAUUUAUCAAUCACUAAUCUUCUUCUUCUUCUUCUUCUUCUUCUUCUUCAUCUAGGGUUUGGAUUUUUAGCUUGUAGAUUUUCAAUUUUUUUUAAUGAUCUUUCCCCGUAUAUUUGGUUGUAUUUACAGUACUAACCAUUGUUUGUUUUUGUAUAAGUAAAAAACCUGUUGUCAAUUUGUAUUGUAUUUUUUCCUCAAAAAGUUUGGGGUUUUGAGAGAGAGAGAGAGAGAGAGAGAGAGAAAAAGAAAAAAGGCUUUAGGGUUGGUUGCAUGGGCGAACAUGAUGAGACAGGAAGUGGGCUAUUGCCAAACGGCCUGCUGCCGAAUGAAGCCGGGUCUGUGAUGCGAGUGCUCGGUGAUGGUGAUUCGGACCGAUGGUCGAAGGCUGAGGAGAGGACUGAACAGCUCAUUGCUCGCAUUCAGCCUAACCCGCCUUCUGAAGACCGUAGAAAUGCUGUCGCCCAUUACGUCCAACGCCUCAUCCGUAAAUGCUUCCCUUGUGAGGUGUUCACUUUUGGGUCGGUGCCCCUCAAGACUUAUUUGCCUGAUGGAGACAUUGACUUAACAGCCUUCAGUAAGAACCAAAAUAUGAAGGAAUCAUGGGCUCAUCAAGUCCGUGAUAUGCUGGAGAAUGAGGAAAAGAAUGAGAAUGCUGAAUUUCAUGUUAAAGAGGUUCAGUACAUCCAGGCAGAAGUGAAGAUAAUAAAAUGUCUUGUGGAAAAUAUCGUGGUAGACAUAUCAUUCAACCAGCUUGGAGGGUUGUGCACUCUUUGCUUCCUCGAGGAGGUUGAUAAUUUGAUAAACCAAGAUCAUUUAUUCAAGCGUAGCAUUAUAUUGAUCAAGGCUUGGUGUUAUUAUGAAAGCCGGAUCUUGGGUGCUCACCAUGGGCUUAUCUCAACUUAUGCCUUGGAAACCUUGGUUCUUUACAUAUUUCAUGUCUUCAAUAAUUCCUUUGCUGGACCACUUGAGGUCCUCUACCGUUUUUUGGAGUUCUUUAGUAAGUUUGAUUGGGACAAUUUUUGUGUUAGCCUAUGGGGUCCUGUACCCAUUAGUUCACUUCCAGAUGUAACAGCUGAAUCUCCUCGAAAAGAUGGUGGAGAGUUACUACUCAGCAAAUCGUUUCUAGAUGCUUGUAGCACAGCAUAUGCUGUUCUCCCUGGUGGUCAAGAAAAUCAGGGGCAACCCUUUGUUUCCAAACAUUUUAAUGUUAUUGAUCCGUUGCGUAUAAACAACAAUCUUGGGCGUAGUGUCAGUAAAGGCAAUUUCUUUAGGAUACGCAGUGCUUUUGCAUUCGGGGCUAAAAGACUGGCAAGAUUACUUGAUUGCCGUAAAGAAGACCUAUUUUUUGAAGUAAAUCAGUUCUUUUUGAACACUUGGGACAGACAUGGUAGUGGCCAUCGUCCUGAUGCACCAAGGAAUGACUUGUCGCACUUGAGAUUGUCGGCCCCGGACCAGUUACAUGUGUCCGAGAGUUUAAGGAGCAAUUCAAGUAGCCAAAGGAAUGAUAUUUUCUCUGGUCAUGAAGCUCAAGUCGGUGGGACAAGGGGUUCAGGAAGUGUUUCCUCUCAACAUGGCAAUCAUUCCCUGGAAAGUUCCUCUAGAACCAGUGAUGUUUCUACAGUCUCUCGUACUCAAAGCCAAAAGGGUUAUGGCAACCCAAACAACUCAAGGGUCUCUGAUCAGAUUAGGUGGGAAAUCAGUUCCAAUCAAGGUGCAAUUGUGGAUAAAGUUCAGAGAAUUUCCAAACCUGAUAACUUGGUCAAUGAUAUACAGGGGAAGUUUCUCUUUGCAAGGACACGUUCUAGCCCUGAGCUUACUGAUACAUAUGGUGAAGUUUCUUCUCAGGGAAGGCGUAACAGAGGCCUAGAAAGUGGGAAAAGCCAAACUUCUGCAAGGUUUGAUAAUAGCAGGAGGAAAAACCAGGAAUCGGAUAUUUUCGCAAGCCAUGGCAUUAGAACUGAGGAUCCUGCAUCUGUUAGGCACAUCUCGUCCCGUCAGAGUCUAGAUGCUGCUGCUGAUUCAAAUUGUGGUUCCAAUAGUUACCAUGACGAGACAGGCUCGGGUGCCAUGGGUGAGGAGUUUGCUUCUGUUGUGGGGGCACAAGGAAUGCACCAGGAGGAGCAAGAUCUUGUGAACAUGAUGGCAUCUUCCGCAACUCAUAAUUUUAAUGGACAGGUUCAGCUUCCAUUGAAUUUGGCAUCAGGUCACUUUCCCAUCCCAUCUUCCGUUCUAGCAUCAAUGGAAUGUGCUCAGAGAAAUCUGAGUGGAAUGGUUCCCACAAACUUCCCACAAACUUGGGGCAUAAAUAUGCAAUUUCCACAAGGAUUUUCUUCUCCAAUAGCUCACUAUUUCCCUGGCAUGGGAUUGACCUCAAAUCCUGAAGAUUCAAUUGAACCUGUUAAUGAAAAUUUUGGGUCAGUGGAAAUGAGCCUGGGGGAGUCUGACAAUGAUUUCUGGCAUGAGCAGGACAGGGGCUCUACUGGUGGGUUUGAACUUGAUAAUGGAAAUUUUGAAAUGCUUCAGUCAGAUGACAAGCUACAAUCAACUUCAGCUAGUCAUAAUUUUGAUCCUUCAUUCCGCAUUGUUGGUUCUAGCAGCUCUACAAGAAAUCAACAGAAGAUUACAAAAGAAAACCAAGGUUCAAUGAGGGAUGAUCAUGUGGAUACUUUGCAGUAUCAAGAUAACAGAGGGAAUGAGGUUUAUCAUGAUGACAGAACUUCAAGUUUGAGAUCCUUGCCUUCUGCAACCCCUAGUUCUGUGAAAAGUAAAACCUCUUCUGAGAGUUCUUUUGAAGGAUCAUCGGUAAAGGUCUCAAAAUCGACCAGGGAAAAACGGGGUAGGAGAACUGCUGCUUCUGUACUACCAUCUACCAUCGUGGUGAAAGGUAAGAGCACGUCUGAACAUUCCUCCACUCAGGGAGAUGAUGACAACAGGGACUGGAAUCUACUGUCCACUAUGGGUUCUGAACUGGCAGAAAGAAGCACAGGAGCUCAAUCUGUUGCUGCUUUACAUGUUACAAGGCAUCAAGUACCUGGAUUCGAAUCAGCUCAAACAAGUGGAUCAGAGUCGUUGAUACCCAUUGCUCCAAUGCUUUUAGGUCCUGGUUCACGACAAAGAAAUCCGGAUGGUUCUGGUGUUCCUACCUUCUUUUAUCCCACUGGGCCACCAGUUCCUUUUGUUGCAUUUCCAAUGUACAAUUAUCCAACUGAGGCAGGAACUUCUGAUACAUCGAUGAGCCAAUUCAGUGGGGAAGAGGGGUUGGAUAACAGUGAUUCUAGUCAAAAUUUUGAUUCAUCUGAGGGACUUGAUUUGCGUGAAGUUUUAAGUACUAAUUCUGUGAGAAGCACUGUUCCCAUUGAGCCAUUGGAGCACAAGUCUGAUAUUCUUAACAGUGACUUUGCUAGCCAUUGGCAAAAUUUGCUAUAUGGGCGGUUUUGCCAAAAUUCACGAUAUCCUGCACCUCUGAUUUAUCCUUCACCUGUUAUGGUGCCUCCUGUCUAUUUGCAUGGCCGUUUACCGUCAGAUGGCCCAGGAAGACCUCUUUCAAAUGUGAAUCUCUUCACGCAGCUUAUGAGUUAUGGGCCUCGUUUCGUUCCUGUUGCUCCUCUCCAAUCUGUUUCAAAUAGACCUGCUGCUGUUUUCCCACGUUAUGGUGAUGAUAUUCCCAGAUAUCGAAGUGGGACUGGGACCUACCUGCCCAAUCCUAAGCUUUCUGCUCGGGACCGACAAUCGACUGGUGCCAGACGAGGGAAUUACAACUAUGAUAGAAGUGACCACCAUGGUGAUAGAGAAGGGAACUGGAACAUUAAUUCAAAGUCACGUGCUGCUGGGCGCAGCCACAGCCGUACCCAAGCUGAAAAGCCAAACUCAAGAUCAGACCGGUUGGCGGCAAGUGAGAGCCGAACUGACAGGCCUUGGGGUUCACAUAGACGAGACUCAUUUCCUUCACACCAGUCUCAGAAUGGUCCAGUCCGCUCAAACUCUGCGCAGAAUAGUCCUUCCAAUGUGACAUAUGGCAUGUAUCCACUACCAACCAUGAACCCCAGUGGGGUGGCAUCAAAUGGACCUAAUAUUCCACCUCUUGUCAUGCUGUAUCCUUGUGAUAAUAAUGCUGGUGGCUAUGGAUCACAUGCCGAACAGCUUGAGUUUGGGUCUCUUGGACCUGUGGGCCUCUCAGGUGUGAAUGAAGUUUCACAACUAAAUGAUGGAAGCCAACUGAGUGGGGCAUUUGAGAUUCAUGGUGUCUCAGCUCAACGGUCUUCACCAGAUCAACCCUCAUCACCUCACCUUCGGAGGUGACUUUCAAUUGAUUAUUUAACAGAUCGGUGACCCAGAGGAACUAUCUGUUAAAAGAAGAGGAUUUCCCGCCUCUUGCAUUUCCAAACCAGGGAGGGAAUGAUAAUGAGAGAAACUAUGAUGAGAAACCCUCCCAUUUCCAAACCAGGGACGCAAUGAUUGAGGAAGAAUUUGAUUAUUUGAUUAGAUGAAUAUUCAAUGUAUUUCUGAUGGGAAAAUCUGUGCAUACUUGCCUGGUGCUUGUAUUUACAAUACGAAGUAUUUGUUCUGUUUUCAAGGAUACGACACGACAGGCCAGUGAAAGGUGAUGCAGGACUCGGCGGUUAGCGUUUCAUUUUAGGCUUUAGAUACAUUGUAACCCCACUGAAACUAGGAACUACCUUAGGCAUAGAACUUAGGAUUUUACUCUGUUACAAAUCUAUUCUGUCAGGAUUUUCUUUCACACAAUGUAAUAGGGCUUUUGAUUCAUAUGCUCACUGUGUAGAUCUCUUUUUACCAACUCUUGUCUAAGAUGUUAACAGUGUAUCAUUAACAUCGUAAAAGAUAAAUUUUCAGCUUA
Quercus robur (English oak) is the source of this 5227-nucleotide messenger RNA. RefSeq lists its product as uncharacterized. The coding region runs from base 643 to 4671 and encodes 1342 amino acids. The record is from RefSeq and is a predicted model, not a curated record. The transcript has 9 exons. NCBI's taxonomy places the organism in Eukaryota, Viridiplantae, Streptophyta, Magnoliopsida, Fagales, Fagaceae.